Molecule: messenger RNA, 1287 nt
Organism: Chenopodium quinoa (quinoa)
Lineage: Eukaryota; Viridiplantae; Streptophyta; Magnoliopsida; Caryophyllales; Amaranthaceae
Exons: 1
Coding region: 1-1287 (428 amino acids)
Molecular function (GO): nucleic acid binding
Source: RefSeq, a predicted model, not a curated record
AUGCAAGAUGGUAACCUACCAAGAGGCUACAAGGUGGAAUUAUCAAUUAAGUUUAAGGUUCAUGAAUCAACAAUCACAAGACUUUUCAAUGAAAUAAAAAGACAGAUGGCAGAAGGGAAUUUGAUUGAUGUCAGGUCCAAAAAGAUAGGCAGGACAGGUCCAAAGCUAAUGGAAUUUUCUGAUGAAUUCCUACAGUCAGUCCCACUGCACUUAAGGCAGACAGAAAGAUCAUAUGCUACUGCACUCAACAUUUCACAUGUUACUCUUCAUUAUUUGAAGAAAAAGGGGAGAAUCAGAACACACACAACAAGCAGCAAGCCAGUACUAACAUCAGAUCACAAGGUGGCAAGAAUGAAGUGGGUUUUGUCUCACAUAAACCCAAUCCAAGGGAAUGAGAACCCCACAUUUGAUGACAUGAAGUAUUUCAUCCACAUUGAUGAGAAAUGGUUUUAUCUAAACCUAGAUAAAAGGAGAUUUUAUCUGUUACUAAGUGAGGAAGAUCCCUAUAUGGCUCAACAAUCAAGGAGGUUCAAAUUAAAAGCUAUGUUCAUGGCCAUUAUAGGGAAGCCUCUUUAUGGGAGAAAUGGGGAACUCCUACAUGAUGGGAAAUAUGGGAUAUUCCCAUUCACAAAGCAAGAAAGGGCAAAGAAGUCAAGCAAAAACAGACCAGCUGGCACAAUGGUCACAAAAGCACUUCAAAAUGUCAAUAGAGAUGCAAUAAGAGAUAUGUUACUUAACAAAGUCAUACCAGCAAUAGUGUCAAAAUGGCCAGCAAGUUUGCCCAAAAAUGUGGUGAUUCAGUGGGAUAAUGCAAGCCCACAUCAAAUACCAAGAGAUGAAGAGUUCAUUGCAGCAACACAAGCAAAUGGAUUUAACAUUGAGGUUGUGUUCCAACCAGCACAAUCACCAGAUUUGAAUGUGUUAGACUUAGGUCUGUUUAGAUCUAUUCAAUCUUUGCAAUAUCAAUCUUUUCCAAAGAAUGUAGAUGAGCUUGUUGAAAAGGUCAUUGAGUCUUAUAACAAUUUCAAACCAGAAGUAAACAAGUACAUUUGGGUGACAUUACAAAGAUGCAUGAUCAAGAUUCUAAAGGCAGAAGGAGGGAACAAGUACAAAAUCCCACAUAUGAACAAGAAAAAGCCGGAGAAUUUAGGCAUUCUCCCAAAUCAGAUUGAAGUGGACAGGAGUAUAGUGGUGGAAGCUGUGGAAUACCUGAACACAAUGUUCAGUCCAACACCCCAGGGAAAUCAUGAAGUAGAAACAGAAGACAUGGAGGUAGAUGCAGACUAG